CUCCAAGUGUCAACAAUGUCCAGAAUGCCAUAGAGCACAUUUAUCCCUUGGUACAAGAGUUUAGUAAAGUGAGAACCCCGGAGGAGAUGGAAGAGUUCCGGCGCAACAGGGCCAAACGUGCAGGCGAAAUCAUAGAUUCCGACACCGACAUCUCUUUAUCAGAAGAAGAUUAUGAAGAUUUGUAAGAUAUCGGCAAUAAAAUAAUGAAAAUUUGAAAACAGUUGUUGUAGUAAAGUGCAUACAGCAUUAAAAAUAAAAAGGAAAAAAGUGUGGCCUUGACCAAGGUUGUACUUGGUGGAGCUUAAUACAGUAAAAGCAUGUUGUUAUGCAUGCAGUGAUUAUCAUGUUAGUCAAGAAAAUGAAAUAAUGUGCAUUAUAAUGUGUUAAAAUAGUGUUACUCUCACAAACUAGGCAUAGCAAACCACUCAAAGUCAACACUGAACAUCAUGCAUAUCAAAGUGGAUGGAAUGUACUGUUACUUGGAAAAGGAGUAAACAUAUCUUGUGUUGAUUGUGUCAUGACAGACUCGAAUACACAACACAGCUCAGCUGAGGUAUUUUGGAAGGAGAGGUGCCUGUUUCUUUACAUGAUGAAGCACAAGGAAAUGUUCAAGUAAUGAAUCUGCUCAAUGCUUUUAGUUUAUCUUUCAUUGCUGUAUCUUUUCUGAUAAGAUUUUCUACCUCUGUCUCCAAACCAAUUGAUUCAUUAAUGAAUUUUCCUUUUUUGGUAGAAUGUUUCACUUGGUGGCUAAAUGGCAAAGUGGUUUUGAGCCCAAAACUGUGUAGAAGCUUGAAUGCUGCAACUGUAAAGUGGGGCUGGCCAGACAAGCUCCAGCCCCUUUGGCUUCUGGCUGCAACUGAGGUAUGCAUAUUAAAGUGACAAGUGGUCAGAAUCGUUUGAUGUAUAGUUUUCUACAAUUUAUACUUUAUGGUAGUCCAGCUUUGUGUCAUGGUGCUUCUAUCUAAAAGAUGGCCUUGAAGCAUGGCAGUGUAAGGCCUUUGUACCAUAACCAUGCAUCCCGUGGAAAAGGGAAAAUGGAAUCAUGGAUUAUAUAUGUGAUAAAAAAGGAAUUAAUUUGCUUUCGUGACAAGAUGGGAAGAGGAAAAAUAAAAAGAAGUAAAAAAAAGAAAAAAUGAAAUGAAAGCCCAAGGAGUUCUGCUUAAAAUUUGGCCUCCUUGCCUAGUCCAAUGCUCUUUGUAUUACCCCACCGACUUGAAGUGUGAGCCAUAGUGUAUUUAACAAAGUACAUUAACCUAUUGAAACUAAAAUGAGUCCUUCACCAUGUGUAGUUACCUCUUGUGCUUAAAGCUGCUGAAAGAGACAAUUUGAAUGUUUUCAGUCGUCGGUAACUACAGCCAGCAGAACUUGCCAAUGUGUGUAGGUGUUGUGGAAGUCUGCAGAAUGCAUGACUUAUAAAAAAAAAAAAGCGCGUUUAGGCUUACGCAUCAAGUAUAAGGGAUGGCCAUGAUCAAAAGUUGUGUCAAAAUGUAUAUGUAUUAACCACAAUAUUAAAGGGAAAAAAAUAGAUUGCCGACGUGAAAGGCUUCUGUGAAGAUCUGUUAUCCUAUACAUUAUAUUUGUUUCAUCACUUUUCAGUUGCAAGUUGUUCAUGGGCAUAUUUAUCCCAGAAACCUUUAUGAGGGCGUACUUUUUUCUCUUUUUUUUCUUUUGUUUUAAAUUUUGAGUUGGUAAUGUAUUUUCCUUUCACUUGAAGGUGCUGUCAACUUUCUAAAAAUGGUUAUGAUAUUUACAUUAAUGUACAGGCUCUUAUUUUAUUUUACUAUUUUGCCAUCUGUUGAAAAAGUUAUUUUUCCAGUUUUUAUGUGAAAUUGAUUGCUGUGAACAUAACAUUAAAAAAAGGAAAUAAUGUCCUGUGUAAAGGUUUUCUGAGCUUAUGUAAUCUUAUUCAUAUGUUCAUUAAUAUUAACAUUAAAUCCAAUAUACCAUUCCCAAAGACAUGCCAAACUAAU
This is a messenger RNA of Penaeus vannamei (Pacific white shrimp), 1970 nucleotides long. RefSeq lists its product as uncharacterized. Gene Ontology annotation, molecular function: DNA binding; general transcription initiation factor activity. NCBI's taxonomy places the organism in Eukaryota, Metazoa, Arthropoda, Malacostraca, Decapoda, Penaeidae. Gene Ontology annotation, biological process: DNA-templated transcription initiation. The record is from RefSeq and is a predicted model, not a curated record.